Felis catus (domestic cat) is the source of this 3479-nucleotide messenger RNA. Its product is annotated as L-lactate dehydrogenase A-like 6A. Gene Ontology annotation, biological process: carboxylic acid metabolic process. The record is from RefSeq and is a predicted model, not a curated record. Lineage: Eukaryota; Metazoa; Chordata; Mammalia; Carnivora; Felidae. Gene Ontology annotation, molecular function: oxidoreductase activity, acting on the CH-OH group of donors, NAD or NADP as acceptor.
CACAUUCUUUACUGACUGAGCCAGCCAGGCUCCACCCAUUAUAGUAUUAACUUUUGAAAAGAAGCUCAAAGUUAAAACUUCUUCAAAGUCAAAGUGUCAGAGCAGAAAUGAGAACUUUAAUCAAUUUUUUUUCAUCUGUCACAGUUUCAGUGUGCUUUAGCACCAUUUCCUUACAGAAAAUUAGUGCAAAUUUGUAGUGCUUCCCUGAGCAACAAAAUAUGGCACUUUGAGAGGCAAAGCUGAAAUUAAUUUUAGCUUUAAUGGUAAUAGCCCCUUUUUUCAAAGGUGUUUUUAUUUAAAAUUACUGUGUAUACAGUAGAUUAAAAAGAACAUUUUAAUGUGCUAGACAGCUUGUGAGGGUCGCACAAACUGGGUGUGGUCUUGCGUAGCCAUAGUAGCUAGCUGGCAGGGUGGGGUGGGGGAGGAGAAUUAGGGGUUUAGUGUGUUAAACCUGUUUCUUUAUGCCUCAAAGAACACUGAUGUGGCUUUUUUCCCCAUUCUCUUCCUCUACUUGCAUGAGACACCAUGAGCUGGGCUGGGGGAAUCCUAUGGGCAAGCCAGAGACCAGGCACCAUAGGAGUGAAUUUCUUUUGCCUAGGGAUGGCUCUGUGUCCCUGCCAGGUGGCAUGCAUCUCCUUUAGGGACAGCUGGUCCUUCAGUCCAAUCUCCAAGAUUAUAACUGUCAGGUGUGAACUUACUAAGAAUUUCACUUCAGAGGAGACAGUUCAUCACAAUAAGAUCUCCAUUAUAGGAACUGGAUCAGUUGGCAUGGCCUGUGGUAUCAACAUCUUAUUCAAAGGCUUGAGUGAUGAAGUUGCCUUUGUGGAUGUUGAUGAAGGCAAACUGAAGGGUGAGACAGUGGAUCUUCAACAUGGCAGCUCUUUCAUGAAAAUGCCAAAUAUAUUUUCCAGCAAAGAUUACCUUGUCAGUGCAAACUCCAACCCAGUGAUUAUCAUAGCAGGUGCAUGUCCAGGAAAAGGACAAACAUGCCUUGAUGUAGUCAAGAGAAAUGUACCCUUCUUUAAAUUAAUGAUUCCCAACAUUACCCAGUAUAGUCCCCAGUGCAAAAUGAUAGUGGUUUCCAGUCCAGUGGAUAUCUUAACUUAUGUAGCUUGGAAGUUGAGUGCAUUUCCCUGUUUUUGGAAGUGGCUAUAUCUGGAUACUGCCCAUUUCUGUUUCUUUAUUGGGCAAAGGCUCGGUAUCCACUCCAGAAGUUGUCAUGGAUGGAUCUUUGGAGAACAUGGAGACUCAAGUGUACCUGUGUGGAGUGGAGUUAACAUUGCUGGUAUCCCCUUGAAGGAUCUGAAUUCAGAAAUUGGAAUGGAUAAAGAUCCUGAGCACUGGGAAAAUGUCCCCAAAGAAGUGAUAACCUGUGGUUACGAGAUGGUUAAAAUGAAAUGUCAUACUAAUUGGGCUGUUGGCUUAUCUGUAGUUAAUUUAAUGGAAAGCGUUUUGAACUAUCUUAGGAGAGUGCAUCCAAUUUCCACCAUAACUAAAGACCUCUAUGGAAUAAAUGAAAAGGUAUUCCUUAGUGUUCUUUGUAUCCUGAGAGAGGAUGGUAUUGCAAACGUUCUAAAAAUAAACCUGACCCCUGAAGAGGCGGUCUGUUUAAAGAGUGCAGAAAAGCUCUGGGAAAUACAGAAGGAGAUCAAGGUUUAAAGUUGUUUAAAGCCACCCUUAUGAAGUUAUUGAUGGAGAGAUAGUAGUUAUAGGAUUAUAUAUCAAACUUUUGAAUAAACUUGAAUUCAUUUAUGUGUAUAUAUAGUAGUUGCUAUUUGGUCUAAAUGUAUGAUGUAUGUGUUUAAUGUGUUAUAGAAGUUCUGGUUCUUUUCAUCCAGUAUAUACCAAUUCUUUCAUUCUGGCUGGAUUUUGUAUUCAUUUAUAUGCUGUUUUAAAAAAAAGUUGUAACUUCCUCUACAAAUGUAAAAAUAAAAGUAUUUACAAACAAAAAUAGCUCUGUUGAUUCCAAUUCUAACACCAAAUAAAACCUUGAUUUGACCUUGAAAAACAAUUUUUAAUAUUCUAAGGUGUAACUUAUUCUGAAAUCUAAAUGUAUUGUCUUUAUUACAGAUUUUAAUGAAAGCUGCCUUAUAUUUUAGAAUCCUUCCUGUGUUUUCAAGCAUAUUUUGAGCACUUAGAACGUUGAUACAAAAUAUGGAGUAUGGAUAUUAGCCUACUUUGAUUUUCUUUAGCUUUGUUUUCUUACAUAAAAUGUCAUUUUAUAAUUAGUUGAUUGGCAUGCUCAUUAUAAUUUGUGAGACUAGGCCAUAGCCCUUGGGGAAAAAAAUCAAUUAUUGAUAAAAUAUAGAGAUCAGAUUUUCUUUUAACUUGGAAAAUGAUUCAUGUUCCUAUAAAGUCUUAAUUCCAUCACUCCUUACAAGUUUUACUCUGUCAUAUAUCUGACUCCCAUUUGGUGUGCUGUGAUCUUUGUAUUUUUUAGGAAAUGAUCUUUAGAGAAUUCUGCUCAUCAAAACUUCUCUUUAGAGCUGAUUCACCAUUGAAGCCAAUUAAAUUUUUUUUCCCUCAUCAAUAUACUGAGAUAAAAUCCUAUUCUGAAGUGAGAUGUUUUUAGAAAUUAAGGGUAUAUAUAUUUUUUUGACCUUUCAUUUGGAUGGGAUUCUGGGACUCAUUUUUAAAAUGGUAAUGUCUAUAUUUACCACAAGAUAAUGCAAAUACCCACUUGGUCGUAAUUGAAGAACUCCAGUAGAAAGUUUUUCAUUAUUUCCUUAAAAUAGACAAAAUUUAAAAGAUAUGCUAAUACAGUCACAGUACUCGUGUGUGUGUGUGUGUGUGCGAGCGCGCGUGUGUGUGAAAGUUCACUUGUAAAGUAUCUAAAAGAUAAUUAUAAGUGGCCCAUUAAUAAAUAAAGAUUCGUCAUAUCACUUCACUUGUCUCUCUUCAUAUACCUGUAUUGAUUCCUCUUUGAUGAAUCUACAGAACUGAGGCUAGUGCUCCUUCAUCUGUGUUUCAUUGUACUGCAGCAGGGCAUAAAGAGGUACUGUGCAUCCAGUACUGCUUAGGCACAGUAUUGUUGAUGUGAAAAAUUUGCCUUAAAUUUUGAUGAUGUUGUUGCUACUUAGAGCCUUCUAACCCUAGAAAAAUCCUAGAGUAUCUGAAAAAAUCUAGAUACUCAUUUGUAAGUUCUAUAAGGAGAAACUUCUAGAAAUAGAGCUGUUUUGCUUGCUUAGAGGAGUAGAGUUUUUGUCCAGAUACCUCUCACAUGGUUAAGAGUACACGUACCAAGAAAAACCAGAAAGCCAAAAUUUACUAACUUAGGUCACAUCAGUGACAUUUUUUUAAAUUCUAAAAAUUAUCUUGUGCAUAUUCAUUUUAGGCUAAAUUUAAGAUUUCAUUGUACAGCUGAAUUAAUAUCUCAAUUCAUCCUGGAUAUUCAUUAUUAAGUUGAAAAGUAAUUUACUUUAAAAGUGUAGUCCAUUUUAUAGAAUAUGGUCUCUUUAUGUCAGUAACAUAGCUUAUUU